AUGUAUAAUCAGCUUGAGGUAGUCAGUUCGUUCGACGCGGUUGCGCAGGUAACACUUUCUUAUUCGGAGUCGCCUGAGCGCAAGUCUGCGACCGGUUCGAAUCGUUUACGCGAGGAACACCUUUUCCGUUCGAAAUACGCAACCGGAAGUGACCGGAUAUUACACACCGGUUGUGUAAUAAGUCUUCAGCGUUGCUGUUUUUACCGGCUUACAGCACUUAGGAGGAAUAUCAAGAGAACCGUCUACGGUGAAACCUCAAGAGGUAUGUAUAAAUAUUCUUUAAACAACUAUACAAGCGACUAG
Acanthoscelides obtectus is the source of this 303-nucleotide messenger RNA. The record is from the annotation of a GenBank genome assembly. NCBI's taxonomy places the organism in Eukaryota, Metazoa, Arthropoda, Insecta, Coleoptera, Chrysomelidae.